AAACAACAACAAAUCGGGCUCGCUGCUGCUGCUGCUGAUGACGGAUGAAAUCAUCGUCGCUUUGCAAAGUCCUAUUCGUUCGCUCAGUUCUUCCGGACGCGCACCAGUGAAACCGGCAAAUCGAUCAUCCCUUAUCGUGCUUCCGUGCUUGUGUCCAUUCAGUUACAUUGCCCCCCCCCAAAAAGCGAACAGUCGAACAGGGUUGAAUUGCCUUUCACCAAAGUGCUUUUUUUCGCGAAACGGAGUGGCCGGUCCCUGACCUUCAUUUUGCUCCACCUGUUUGUAGAUCGGUGCUCUAGAUCCGUUCGCACGGACCGUGACAUCACGUACCUCGUAAGCGAUAAAAGCGAGUGUGCCCAGCAUACAGAAAAAUGUCCGACAAAAAGCGACCCGUUUACGUGCAGUACGUCCUUGGCGGUCUAUCGGGUAUCGGUGCAACAUGCGUCGUCCAACCGCUGGAUCUGGUGAAGACGCGCAUGCAAAUCUCGGGCAUGGGCGGUGCGGCCAAGGAGUACAACAACACGUUCGACGCGAUCGGUAAAAUUGUGCGGCGCGAGGGUUUGCUGGCCAUGUACAAGGGACUGAGUGCGGCCAUCAUGCGACAGGCAACCUACACAACGACCCGUCUCGGUGUGUACACGUCGCUCAAUGAUGCCUACAAACAACAAACGAACAAAGCGCCGAAUCUGCUUGCAUCGAUGGCGAUGGGUAUGACGGCCGGUGCGAUCGGUUCGUUUGUGGGCAAUCCGAGCGAGCUGAUCCUGAUCCGGAUGACCGCCGACGGCCGAUUACCGGUGGCCGAGCGGCGUAACUAUACCGGCUUCUUCAAUGCACUGUUCCGCAUUGCCCGUGAAGAAGGUGUCCUCUCACUCUGGCGAGGAUGCGUUCCGACGAUGGGACGUGCGAUGGUGGUGAAUGCGGCCCAGCUCGCUUCGUACUCGCAAGCCAAAGCAUAUCUGGUCAGCUCGGAACUGCUGAACGAAGGCAUCGGACUACACUUUACCGCCAGUAUGUUCUCGGGUCUGAUCACUACGGCGGCCUCACUGCCAGUUGACAUCGCCAAGACGAGAAUUCAAAACAUGAAGGUCGCGCCGGGCCAAACGCCCCCGUACAAGAGCACGAUCGACGUCAUUGUGAAAGUGAUCCGGCACGAAGGUCUGUUUGCGCUGUGGAAGGGCUUCACCGCGUACUACGGCCGGCUCGGACCGCACACCGUGCUGACGUUCAUCAUUCUCGAGCAGCUGAACGGGCUCUACAACAAGCAUAUGGGCGUGGAGGGCAGCAAAUCCGGCCUAUAGGAAAAAAACAGGGGGGGCUCCCGCUCUUCGGCUGCUGUACGCAUUUCUUUCGAUGGCAAUUUUAUGUACAUGUAUGUGUUUUCCUGUUACUUCCUGUAGUGGUGGUGGAUCCGCUGCUUUCACACGUCCCCUUUCUUUUCCUCGAAGCGAAAGCAAAAGCAAUAACAGUAUCACCCGGAACCGUGUAUAAUAAGCACCCCAGCAAAUUUGUGCAACACUCACCUGUUUGCGAAACGACCUUAAAAUAAUCGCGCACACACACACACGCACGUAUCCCUGGCUGGCAUCCGUCCAACAAUGCGGCGCCACGCUAGAGUAGCGUUUGUAUUACACUUUUUGGCCGUAUGCCAGCGACUUGAACUUGAGAAACCUCCCAUAGGACAGAUAGAAUGUGAAAUAUGAUGAUGAAAGGUCCGACUGCGCUCUAAACGACGGACGGAGAGGAAACGAAUUGUGACAAUAUGCGGGAAUAGUGUUUUAUAAAGAGUGGCGGGAAACCAAAACAGCAGCGUGUGGCGAUCUUGCCCCCUGUUUUCAGGCGGGAUACACUGCGUGAUACCACGAACCGUUCGAAAAGGUGCUCGUAGAAACAGAUUCGUACGUAUAUAAUAUAUUUUUCUGUUGUUUUAGCUUUUGUUUUUUCUUCGCCGCUAGGAACUAGGAAAACAUAUGGGUAACACAAAUAAAAAAUACAAAAAAGUUGCACGCAUAGCGAGAGCACGAAUGAGAA
Molecule: messenger RNA, 2028 nt
Organism: Anopheles stephensi (Asian malaria mosquito)
Lineage: Eukaryota; Metazoa; Arthropoda; Insecta; Diptera; Culicidae
Product: mitochondrial 2-oxoglutarate/malate carrier protein-like
Exons: 5
Coding region: 372-1298 (308 amino acids)
Biological process (GO): oxaloacetate transport; succinate transmembrane transport; thiosulfate transport
Molecular function (GO): oxaloacetate transmembrane transporter activity; succinate transmembrane transporter activity; sulfate transmembrane transporter activity
Source: RefSeq, a predicted model, not a curated record